Messenger RNA from Contarinia nasturtii (swede midge), 1817 nucleotides. RefSeq names its product serpin B13-like. Lineage: Eukaryota; Metazoa; Arthropoda; Insecta; Diptera; Cecidomyiidae. The record is from RefSeq and is a predicted model, not a curated record. Bases 269 to 1780 code for a protein of 503 amino acids. The transcript has 5 exons. Gene Ontology annotation, molecular function: serine-type endopeptidase inhibitor activity.
CAAAGCGGUCAGUCAACAUCGCGAACACAAGCUGAUAAGUUGUCUGUCAUUCACUUUUACAAGACGACAUUUGAUUGAAGCACAUAUUUCGUUUACGUUGUGCAAAAUACAUAAAUAAGCCUGUUAACAAAGUUAAAUGUGUUACAGCAGUGGUAAUUUUCAUACAAAAAACAAAAUAUUUCUUUCCAUGCUUAAAUAAUCACUCAACGAAAAAAAAAAAUCCUUUGAAAAGUCAAGUGUUAACAAGAAGUAAAAAAAAAUCAGAGAGAUGAUUGAAAAAUGCACACUUUUGCUUUUGACGAUUGCAGUAAUUAGCAAAGGUCAACAACAAGUACCCGCACCAAACCAGCGACAACAAGUAAAUCAAUUGUUUACAUCGUCAAACAACAAACCGAUACAGUCAACUGUACAAGUAGAAAAGCAACGAAUUGAAGAAAAAUCACCGGAUCAGGCAAUCAUAUUUCGUGAUGAAGAUGAUGCGAGCGCUAAAUUUCCACCACAAAAUGUCAAUUUGACUGCACCACAAAAUGCCAACUUAAUUUUACAAAGUGUCGAUCAAAAAUUACCAGCCCCAGCUCCAAAUGCUGAACUCAUACGACCAACGCGGAUCGCGGUCGCUACGACGUCGGCUUUCACCACAAAUCGAUAUACAGACGAUCAAUUAGAUUACAUUCGUGACUUUGCAUGGACAAUGUUCCAGGGAUCAAAAUUACCGUCAGCGAUCGGAAAUCUUGUGCUUUCUCCCAUUCAGCCGCAACUUCAAUUAUCUCUACUAAGAACGGCGGCGGCUGAUCUCACGCAAGAGGAAAUAGCUCAAGCAAUUCGCGAGGUAAAUCCAAGCGUAACCCGAAAUUUGAUUGGUCGCAUGAAAAUCACAAAUAGUCUUUCCACGAACCUGGGCAUCGCUAAUGCAAUGUUUACUAAGAAUAAUCUUAGGUUAAAUCAUUCAUUCAUUCAAUCGGCAUCUGAACGUGAGGUUGAUAUUGUUCCUGUUAACUUUGAAUCAUCCGACGAAACAAAAUAUGUGAUUAACAAUUGGGUAGCCAAUGCCACAAACAAUCGCAUCAAACAGUUUUUCAAGCCAGACGAUGCCAUAAGUAGCGAUACUCAAGCGAUUUUAACUAGUUCAAUCUACUUCAGCGGUGAAUGGAAAUAUGGAUUUAAUGAAGUCAAAUCAGAACCAUUUUAUACAACAGAAAAACUCUCGAAAAAUGUUCAAAUGAUGAAGAAUUUGGUGUCAUUGCGUGCCGGUAGCAUAACAUUACGAAGUGGAUUCUCCGGACAAUGGGUCGAGCUACCUUAUCGUGGCGAUGAAUUUUCAAUGGUUCUCAUUGUACCAACACAAAGAUAUUAUUUGGAUGAAUUCAUUCGAUUGAUGCGAACAAGUGAUUUUAAUGACAUUAUAAAAGAGAUGUCGAGCUCAUACAAGAAACUGGUACAUUUAUCGAUGCCAAAAUUCAGCGUUUCAUCAUCGUUCUCCGUGGUCAAUGUUUUGCUAAAGAUGGGUGUCGUGGAUUUAUUCACACAAAACAGCCGUUUACCAUUUGUUACCGCUACCGGUACGCCAUUGCGUGUGCAAGAUAUUUUACAAAAUGGUUUUCUCAGUGUUGAUGAAAAAGGUACCAUCGCUGCAGUCGCCACCAUUUCACAUGUUGUUACAUUAAGUUUGAAUAGCGCACCGGAAGAAGUAUUUUUCAAUGUGAAUCAGCCAUUUUUGUCAAUCAUAUUCGAUAAACGUAACAAUGUUCCAGUUUUCAUUUCAAAAAUAUUUGAUCCAUAAAAAAUUCACUAUAAUAUAAACAUAUAUGUAUAUUCAA